Leguminivora glycinivorella is the source of this 1041-nucleotide messenger RNA. RefSeq lists its product as uncharacterized. NCBI's taxonomy places the organism in Eukaryota, Metazoa, Arthropoda, Insecta, Lepidoptera, Tortricidae. The transcript has a single exon. Bases 1 to 1041 code for a protein of 346 amino acids. The record is from RefSeq and is a predicted model, not a curated record.
AUGGAUGAGGAAAACUCCGGAGAUGAAAGUGAUAAAAGUGAUACGGAGAUCAUAAAGGAAAGUGAAAGAGAGUUAAACCAGAUAAUGGAAAGUCAAGUGUGUCCGAUUUCGGAAGCUGAGAAGGAAUACAUGGAUUUAUCGCCUCAGAACUUUGACAGUAGAUUAGAAAAAAGGAAGGAGCGUGAAGAUGAUAUAAAUCAUGAAGAAGAGUUUAUAGAAGUACGAGUAAAAAGAAAACCGAAGCGUCUUUUAAGAAGUACGUCUACAAAACAGCAAGAAGGUGAGAACAAUGUUUCGCCGUCUGAAGAGAUUAAUAAGUUUGAGAUUAGCGUCACGUCUAGCAAGGAAUUGCCGAAACAAAUGGCUUUGGCUAGAUUAUUGAGAGAAGAGAAUAUUUGCAAUAUAAACAAAAUAAAGUACAAAUCGCCUUUUAAAGUUUUGAUUUGCUUUGAGACUGAUGCCGACGCGAUGAAGCUAUUGGAGAGUAAAAAAUUUAAAGAGUUAGACUAUAUUUGCCGAAAAACUUUAGAAACAACUAUGACGUAUGGAUUGAUAAGAGGAGUAGAUCUAGAAUUUUCUGAAGAAGAUAUUUCAGCUAUUUUAAAGAGUGAAAUUAAGAUUUUAGCAGUUAAAAGACUAAAACGACUGGAUUUUAAUGGUAAAUGGGUAGAUAGUGAAGCAAUAAGAUUAUGUUUUGAGGGAAAAACAAUACCAAUCGAUGUGUCAGCGUAUGAGACAAAAUUUAACGUGGAAAAAUAUAUAUUUCCAGUGACUCAGUGUUCGGGAUGCUGGAAGUUUGGCCACAUUAUUAAAGUAUGCCCGACAAAGAAAAUACUAUGCCCAAAAUGUGGAAGUGAAGACCAUGCUAACUGCGAAUUAAAGACAUACAAAUGCCUCAACUGUAAAGGUCUCCAUUUCGUACUAGACAGAUCUUGUCCCAUGUAUCAAAAAGAAAAAGAAAUAAGGAAUAUUAUGAGCAAAGAGACAGACUACAGACAGACAGGCUCUCCAGAUAGUGACACGAAAUUAUUCAAACAAUAA